CAUCGACUUCACAACAGUCACCAAGUCUUGACACAAAGAGAACCGCACUUCCCAUACCCCUCCUAUCUCGAGGGAUACUCACCCAGAGCCCCUCCAAAGGCUCUCGCCGCCUCUCCACCCUGCUCCAAAAAAUUCACAAAAAAAACCACACCCCCUCUGGAUCAACAUCAACUCUCACAAUGACCUCCCCCGCCCCUAUCACCUCUCCUCCCCCCUCUGCGCCCCCCGCCCUCGCACCCACCCCCCUUACCACCCCCAUAAUCCAAAUCCCCCUCUCCCUCACCCCCUCCCAAAUGUCCCUUACCCGCCACCAACUCUUCUCCAUAACCCGCACCCCGCUCACCCUCCCCCUCUCUCACUUUUUGGCCCUCUGGCCCUGGAUCGACAACGUCUACGUGCGCAAAAAGACCCGCGCCGCUACUGGGCGCACUCCCGGUUACGAGCUCUGGGAAUGUCGCAACCGGCGAAAACACCCCAUUACGGCGCCGGCCACUCCGACGGCCCGACGCGGCCGCCCCGGCGCGACGUGUCUGGUGGGGUUGAAGUUGGUGUGGAAUCGGUAUAUCGAGGGGGAAGAGAGGACUGUUACUAUUGAACGAUAUACCGAGGAGACGCACACGCAUACGCUUGAUGAUAUGGAUAAGCAGAAACGCAGUAGUGCGAUUCGACAUAUCGCUGGGAGAGAGGCGAGUGCGGGGAUGCAGCCGCAUGAGGUGGCUAAUGCGAUGAAAGCCGAUAUGGAGGUCCUUACCGCGGUGGGGGGGGCGUAUAUCACACGUGCGGAUGUGAAGAAUGCGUCUACGUCGUUUGAGACUGGUGCGGCGAGGGGGAAGGCGGGCGUGGCGUUGAGUGGGGUGGAGGGGGCGGAGAGGUGGCAGGAACAGCUUUUUCCGGGGCCGGCGCCGUGGAUGGGGAUGCAGAUGGAGAUGUCGACGUCGACGUCUGAGAGGAGGGGGGAUGUGGAUAUGGAGGAAUCCGCUCCUGUAAGUGAGCCGCAAACACACGUUCCUCCCCCUCUAGCACAAGCGCCCUCGUCAACGGAAGACCCUGCACCAAUUCCCGCGUCCGCGUCCGCGGCCGCGCCUGGCUCCCUAUCGACAGCCCCUCUCACAGCCACGACAUUCCUCCUGAUCGACUCCCAAACCGCCUUCACGCACCCCACGCACUGGGGUCCCGCGCGCUCAAACCCCAGCUACGAAUCAAACAUCUCCACGCUGCUCUCGCACUUCCGCGCUCUCCGCCUCGCGCACCCAGGCGCCGGUCCAGAGAUAAUCCACGUCCGCCACGCGUCUCAGGAUCCAAAGUCGCCUUUACACCCCGACGCGGCGGGGUUCGCAUGGAUGCCCUACACGACGCCGAUAGCGGGGGAGCAUAUCGUGACGAAGACUGUGAAUAGCGCGUUUAUCGGGACGGAGUUGGAGAGGAUGUUGAGGGCGUCGGGGACGAGGAGGUUGUAUGUUGCGGGUCUGACGACGGAUCAUUGUGUUAGUACUAGUGUAAGGAUGGCGGGGAAUUUGGGGGUGGUGGAUGGGGAGGGGGAAAAGGGGGAGGUGGUGCUGGUGGGGGAUGCGACGGCGUGUUGGGAGAAGGUGGGGGGAGGGUGGAAGGCGGAGAUUGUGCACGCGGUGCAUGUGGAGAGUUUGAGGGAGUUUGCGAGGGUGGGGUGGACGGGAGAGGUGGUUAGGGAGUGUGUGGGGUGA
Messenger RNA from Pseudogymnoascus verrucosus, 1700 nucleotides. RefSeq lists its product as uncharacterized. The record is from RefSeq and is a predicted model, not a curated record. Lineage: Eukaryota; Fungi; Ascomycota; Leotiomycetes; Thelebolales; Thelebolaceae. Bases 180 to 1700 code for a protein of 506 amino acids. The transcript has a single exon.